Messenger RNA from Tyto alba (common barn owl), 3915 nucleotides. Its product is annotated as torsin-1A-interacting protein 1. Gene Ontology annotation, molecular function: ATPase activator activity. Gene Ontology annotation, cellular component: nuclear membrane. Gene Ontology annotation, biological process: nuclear membrane organization. Bases 1 to 1527 code for a protein of 508 amino acids. NCBI's taxonomy places the organism in Eukaryota, Metazoa, Chordata, Aves, Strigiformes, Tytonidae. The record is from RefSeq and is a predicted model, not a curated record. The transcript is spliced from 6 exons.
AUGGCGGGCCGGGCGCUGCUCCUCGUGACGCCGCGGCGCCCUCUCCGCGCGGAAGCGGCGGGCGGCGAGCCCGCCCCGCGCGGGGGCCGGCGGGAAGUGAGGUUCGCGGAGCCGCCCCCGCCGCGGGAAGGCGGCAGCUUCGGUCCGGCGCAGCGGGAGGAGGAGGAGGAGGAAGAAGAAGAAGAAGAAGAAGAAGAGGAAGCGGCGGGCAACGGGGGACGGUGGUGGAGGAGGCGGCGGCGCGGAGCGGCUUCGGGCAGGAUGGUGGGGGGCAGCGACGGGCAGGCUCCGCCGGCCGCCACCGAGCUGAAGCGCCGGCGGAAGAGCCCCCGGUUGGCGGCGGCGCGGGCAGAGGAGGCCGGGGCGGAGGAGGCGGAGGAGGCCGCGGCCGAGCCCGGCCCCGGAGGGGCGCUGGAGGGAGACGAGCAUCGCUUUGGGGAUGCAGACUCCUUGACUCGCCCCCCUAUAAAAGCGUGCAGGUCCGCAGGCAGCUCUUCAACUUACUUUCUUCAAGAUAACCUAAUAAAAGAACAAACAAAGGCUUAUGACAGUGAUGAACCAGAGAAACCAGCAGGGCAUCAACCAAACAUUUAUACACUGUUAAAAGAAACAAAGGCUGACUUCCUUGAGAAAAAUCAAGAGCACUGCUCAACUACAUCACAGAGCAGAAGUAAAUUUCGAGAUCAGUCCAGUACAGGGAAGCAGUCACAGCCUUUGGCCAAAAAUAAUGGUGAAUCGCAGAGUGGAUUUUGCAAGAGCUGGACUUUGUUACUGGUUCUGUUAAUUAUUGUCCCAUUGCUUUAUGUCCUGUGGAUUGGAAUGCCAAGUCUUCUAGAUGCAACUUUGUCAAGUAGAGAUACUCAAAUUCUGCAAACGUUUCGGGCCCGGAUGAAGAAACUAAAAAAUACUUACCAAAGUCAGGACCCCAAUCUGUGGAAAAGAACCCACGUGUUCCUUGAGAAACAUCUUAAUGCUUCCCAUCUGCAUUUGGAACCAGCCAUCCUACUGUUCACAGCUGGCCAAGAAGCUGAGAAAGCGCUGAGGUGCCUAAGUAAUGAGAUUGCCGAUGCUUUUGCCUUCUCCCAGAACGCUACUACAAUCAAAAUUAAUGGCGCAGACAAAGCCAUAUUGGAUAGUGACAUUGUCAAGCUGGAGGUAGAUAAUGAGCUCAGCUCUGGGUUCAGAGAAGGCAAGAAGGUAGCAGUGGUGCAUCGAUUUGAGUUACUGCCUGCAGGCUCCACCUUAAUCUUUUACAAAUACUGUGACCAUGAAAACGCAGCAUUUAAGGAUGUGGCUCUUCUACUGACUGUUCUUCUGGAUGAGCAGUCACUGAGAAAGAGCCUCACCUUGCAAGAAGUUGAGGAGAAAGUCCGGGAUUUCCUCUGGGCAAAGUUUACAAGUUCAGAUGUUCCCAGUUCUUAUAAUAACAUGGACACAGAUAAGCUGAGUGGACUGUGGAGCCGUAUAUCUCAUCUUGUGUUGCCUGUUUGGCCUGAAAAGGGCCUCCCUGUGGAGGGAUGCACAUAAAAGUUAAUUCAGAGGACUUGGGAAAGGAGGAAGACAGAAAAUGUAUGUUGCAAUGGCUGAACAGGGAAGAACUUACUGCAGCUGCUGAGCUAAAGCAGCGUACAGCCCUUUCUGUGCAGAGAAAUUCCACCAACUGGCAGAGUUGUGUCAGCUAAAGUAACUGCGACUUUUCUAGAUCAACUGCAGAAUGUAAGCAAGGAACUUGCUGGUUAUUGGUAAGUUGUGUUCAGUGACUUACUCAGGCUUGGUGUCCUGGAGCUGGAAGUAAGUGUCCACUAGUGCAGAACCACUCAUCUACUUCUGAAGCUGUCUUGGUGCACUAUUGGCUUUGCUAUGAGGAUCCUUUUCUGGUGGUGCAUAAAGUUGGUAACGCAUUUGACAAGUUAAUAAGGUGCAAAAACACCACCUUCAUCUGCCAGAAUUGCUUACUUCUAACAUAAGAAAAAACAUAAACUGAAAAUUAUGAUAAAGUGAUGAGAGUCUAAGCACAAACUUUUUUUUUUUUUUGAUCCAUCUGAUCACAACAUAGAUGUCAACUGUCUCUGGCAACUUCUAGAAACGGUGAAAUUGCUUGAAAGAUUUGUGACUUGUAAGAGAACCUUUCAGCAAGCAUUUCUCCCUUAAAUAAGCCUGCCCCAGACAGUUCUGGAGAGUGAGAAAAGCUGAGGUACAGAGGUUUCCUUAACAUUAAUAGCACUGACGUCGGUUAAAUAAUCCCUCAGCACCUCUUUGCAUCGAUGCUUCUAGGAAUUCUCUGCUCUUUGUCAAAGUUCUGCAAGUCCCGAAAUUUUGAGGGCAAUGAUAAAAUGUCAGCCAUGUGUGUACUAUCUCCUUUGCAAACAAAAUUUUAGGAAGACAUAGGUUAUUUCUCAUUUUAAUAACAUAAUUAUUUUUGCAUCAAGAGAAUUUAUUUAUUUGGGGUACUUGGUAUCCUAGAAAAAUAACCUUUCUUCAUGUGUCUGUGUAUAACCUCCUGCUUGCUAUAUAAGCUUCUAGUGAAGAACAGAUUUGCAAUGCAUGUUUUUCAAGUACAUUUUUUUAGUGUUCCUCAUGCCAAGAAUCCCUCAUACCAGACUAAAAACAUGUACUUGUUUCUAUUGUAAGUAUUUUGUGCAAAAAAUAAAGAGAAUUGCAGCACUUCCAUUUCAUUGCUGUUAGUGUGUGCUCUUAAACUACUGGUCUGUGUGCGUUUGCUUUUAUUGAGUAUGAAGGAACAUGUGAAGACUGCUCUCAAAUUAAUAGGAUGUUUUCUUGUAGCAGCUGAGACAUUAGUGGCUCUUGGACUCCUCCUUUAUUCACAAACCCCUUGAGCUGCCCUGUUGCAAGAAAUACUCCUUAACCAGGAAAACCUCUUGAGGUGCUGGAGCUUCUGGCUUCCUCGUGGAAGCAAAGUUUGGGGUGUUAAGUAGAAUGGACCAAAAUCACCUCAAGCAUAUAAAAGAACACUGUUUGAGAGACAGAGCUGUGGUCACUUAAAGCAGAGGUGGAUUUAUUCUAACCACUGCGAGCCAGCAGUGGAUAGUGCUUUUUAUUUUAAUGGGAAGAAAUAUGAACAGUAAAAAGACAUGGAAGUGCUGCUGUUCUGGAUGAUUAAGAAUAGCUCAGGAAGGAAAAGAUGGCAUUUACAUUUUGGACAUUUCACUGGACAAAUGUGGGGUUUUUUUUUGUUGUUGUUGUUGUUUUUUUUUAAACAAAAAAAAACAAACCACAACUGUGACUUAUUUCUGAGUGUUUCCUGAUAGCAUACUUGUUUGUAUAUUAUGUAAACUAUUUUAGUAAUCAUUAAAAAUAUACAUGUUUGUUUUGUAAGCUGUUUUAAGAUUUGCCCAUUGAAUUUUAAAUGGUCAGACUUUUUUUUUUACCUGUUUAAGACUGUUCCUUUUACCUUUGACCAAAUACAGACACCUGAAAUACAACCUUUUGCAAAAUUUAGAACUCUUAAACUUGAGCAGAGUGGUAGAUACUGGGAUGCAGAUGCAUGUAUUUGAUAAUAUUAGGGCCUUUCUCCCGACAAGGAACACUUGAGGAAAUUGUAAUAGCUCUGAAUUGUCUUUUACUUGGUGUUCUUGUACUAAUUCCUCAGUUCUGAUUUCAGCCGGAACUAACGAUAAGAUAUGGUUCACUUGUUUCAUUAGUCCGAUUCAAGAGUCAGCAGCUGACAAAAGGGAUGACUUCAUUCUUGUUCCACUUCUAGCUUGUUCCUGUACCUUUGCUGUUGCAAACUAGUGCACUGUAAACUGACUGGAGGGACAGUCUUACUAAAAACUAGCUUAGAAUAAAGGUAUAUAAUUAGCAGAAUUGGCAACCACAAAAAAGAAGACUAAGUUGUGACACGAAGGCAGGAGAUUCCAUGCUCUUAUACAAAUAAAACAUAUGUAAUCCAGGUUA